Messenger RNA from Rodentolepis nana, 567 nucleotides. The record is from the annotation of a GenBank genome assembly. Lineage: Eukaryota; Metazoa; Platyhelminthes; Cestoda; Cyclophyllidea; Hymenolepididae.
AUGGCAGAAGAAAAGACUUUGAAUGUUGGUGUAUUCGGUGACAAAGAUGUCGGGAAAACGGCUCUUGUGGGUCGAUUUACCGAAAAGAAAUUCAUCAAAACUAACACGACCACCUUCUUGAAUAUGCCCGUUUGCAAAGAAAACGUCUACGGAACCAGCGUCCAAUUCUCCUUUUACGAUGUGCCCGGCUCACCCGAAUACAGUUCAUUGGCUGCAGGUGUCUAUGCUGGAAUUGAAGUGGCUGUGCUCUGUUUUGACGUCACAAACGAGGCUUCUUUUCAAGCACUUCAAGGGUGGGUGGAUAGGAUAAAGCCCGGUUUGCCAGCGGGCGCAAUCAAGGUACUAGUGGGCUGUAAGUCCGACUUAAAGCGGGUAAUUCAACUUGAGACUGCCCGCAACUUCGCCACCCAGAAUGGCUACAUUUACUUCGAUGUCUCUUCGAAGAGCAACCAGAAGGAGAUCAAUGAGGUUUUCAAUGUGGCUGCUGCCAAGGCCUUGGGCAUUCCAAUUCCUGCACCACCGGUAAGUUCACAGAGUGACAUGCUAAUAUGGUAUAUUGAUUCAUAG